Molecule: messenger RNA, 1343 nt
Organism: Actinia tenebrosa (Australian red waratah sea anemone)
Lineage: Eukaryota; Metazoa; Cnidaria; Anthozoa; Actiniaria; Actiniidae
Product: WW domain-containing oxidoreductase
Molecular function (GO): protein binding
Source: RefSeq, a predicted model, not a curated record
CGUGGUUUGACUGGCUGAUGUCGGAAAAAACUCAAAAUAAGCACAAUGAUUUGGGUAUAACUUGAUGUUUUACCUCUAAAGAUAGCAAGAAAAUGUCGUCUGUGUCUGUUCCAGUGUCUAGUGAUUUGCCUGCUGAAUGGGAGAUGAGAACAACAAUCAAUGGACGAGUGUAUUUUGCAAAUCAUUUGUUAAAGACAACACAGUGGCAACAUCCAGUGACAGGAAAACAUAUUAUUAACAAAACAGAUCUGCCACAUGAAUGGAGGGAACCAGAACACAAUGUCAAAAAUGACAAUACCAUGUUUGGGAUGACAUAUAGAUUCAGUGAGUCAUCUACUGCUAUGCAUGUGUUGAAAGGAACCAAUCUAAAAGGACAUGUGGUUGUAAUAACAGGAGCCAACAGUGGCAUAGGCUUUGAAUCAGCUAAAGCACUUGCCUGUCAUGGAGCACAUGUUAUUAUGGCCUGCAGAAACAUGGUGAAAGCACAAGACUCUUCAACAAUUGUCAAGAAUGAGUGCCAAUGCAAGGGUAUUGAAGCUAAGGUUGAUACAAUGCAUUUGGACUUGGCAUCGUUUAAAAGUGUUAGAUUGUUUGCAGAAAACUAUAAAAGCAGGAAACUUCCACUUCAUGUCUUGAUUUGUAAUGCUGCAGUUUUGGGUGGUUCAUGGCAACUGACAGAGGAUCACAUUGAACGAACAUUUGCCAUCAAUUAUCUUGGCCACUUUCUUCUCAUUCAACUUCUUCAAGAUCUUAUGGUUUCAUCUUCCCCAGCAAGAAUAGUGAUGGUUUCCUCUGAGUCACACAGGUUCCAAGAUUUUGACUAUUCUAGCAAGUUGUGUUUAUCUAAUGUUCCUCUGCCAAAAGACAAGUAUUGGUCUAUACUUGCAUACAAUCAAUCCAAACUGUGCAUUCUACUUCUUUCUAUGGAACUCAACAGACGUUUUCACCAUUUUGGUGUCACAAGUAAUGCAGUUCAUCCAGGAAACUUGAUUUAUUCUUCACUUUGUCAAACCUCUUGGUGGUAUUGGGUAUUUUUCUUGAUAGCCAAGCCUUUCAACAAAAAUCCUAGUCAAGGUGCUGCUACUGUAGUUUAUUGUGCAGCUGACCCUGAAUUAGAAGGAGUAGGAGGAUUAUACUUGAACAACUGCCGUCAAUGUACACCAUCAGCUGAAGCAAUGGAUCAAGACAAAGCCAAGACAUUAUGGGACAAAAGUAUUAGGAUGAUUCAACGUUCAGAUGGUCUUAUAAACACUUCAAAUGAUAUACUUGAUAUUUAGUGAAUAUUUUCAAUAGAAAACCAACCUACCAGCAAAAUAGUAAGGCAAUAAAUCUAUUUUAUCUAA